Eutrema salsugineum is the source of this 812-nucleotide messenger RNA. RefSeq lists its product as uncharacterized. Bases 47 to 439 code for a protein of 130 amino acids. The record is from RefSeq and is a predicted model, not a curated record. NCBI's taxonomy places the organism in Eukaryota, Viridiplantae, Streptophyta, Magnoliopsida, Brassicales, Brassicaceae. The transcript is spliced from 2 exons.
UUUCCUUGGCCAAAUCUAUCUUUCUCGAAGCGAAGGUCUCUCAUCAAUGGCGAAAUCAGUGGCGACGGCGACUUCCUCGCUUGUGCAAAACCUUAGGAAAUACAUAAAGAAACCAUGGGAGAUCACCGGACCUUGCGCUCACCCGGAGUACCUGGAAGCUGUUCCGAAGGCGACGGAGUAUCGUAUCCGAUGCCCCGCCACGGUUGAUGAAGAGGCGAUCGUGCCGUGCUCGGAUCCAGAGACGGUGUACAACAUCGUAUACCACGGCAGAGAUCAGCGCCGAAACCGCCCGCAGAUCCGGCGUUAUGUGUUGAAGAAGGACGACGUGGUUCAGAUGAUGAAUGAGAAGAAGACGUUCGAGGAGUCGGACUUCCCUAGAGUUUACUUGACAACCACUGUCGAGGAGGAUGAGAACGCGCGUGGCGGAGGCUACGAGUAACAAUCAGGUUUUUUCGAAUCCCUGUCUUUCUCCAGUAAUCUGCUGAUGGGCAAAGGACUGCGUUUGAUAUUUCUCUACCGACAAAAGAUUCUCCUUGGUUUGCAUUAUCUAAUAAGAUCUCUAGUAGCUUAAUGUACUACAAAACACUUUAUUUUCCUUCACAAGAACCAGAUUGCUGUUCAAUCACAUUUCCCUAUGUUUACGCAUAUAACAAGAUAUACAUAUUAUAUGAUGAACUCAUGAUUGUUUCAAGUCUGUAGUUUUAUUAGAAAUGGUUGCCAGUGUAACACAGAGAGAAACAAGUCUGUGUACUUGAGGACCCACCGUAAUGUAUCAGUUAUUAAAAUUUUAAAAAGAAAAAGGGGAAGAAGAA